AUGAUUUUUUUACAAACACCUUAUGGGCAGUCUAAUGUCCCAGACUGGUUUGAUAAAUUACAAGCUGUCAUUCAAACUCAAGAAUCAGAAGAUGAACCUUCUGAAGAACAGGAGACAACUCGAGAAGAGUGGAUGAUAUUAUCAGACCUCAACACUCCUUUUGACAACUCUGAACAAACACCAGAGUCCACAUAUGACUGGCGUCUUGACAGAGCCAAUUAUUCAGAACAACAAAUCCAAGAAAUGCCAACAUGGAUAAAAACAAACAAAGAGGAAUACACUAUUGAUGCGCAAUAUGAUGUUGUUGACAUCAACUGUUUUAGUGAAAUGCAAAAACUUGUUUAUAAUAUUGUUAAGUCUCAUUUUGAUGAUAUAUCAUCUGAGAAAGAGCCAUUAUGUCUCAUUAUAAAUGGUGUUGUAGGAACUGGUAAAAGUUACCUUAUUAAUGGUAUUAGAAAUCUUUUGCAAAGUAAAUGUGCUGUUGCUGCUACCGCAGGUAAAGCAGCUUAUAACAAUAGAGGUGUAACUGUGCAUUCUCUGUUAAAGUUACCUAUAGGAUCAAGAGGUAUAAAAGACCUAACAGGACAAAGCUUGUGUAGGUUACAAGAGAGUGUUAAUAACAUUGGAUACAUCAUUAUUGAUGAAUACUCCAUGCUUGGCCAAGUUACUUUUGGUUGGAUAGACAAGAGUUGCAAACAAGCAACUGAUUAUAAUGUCAAAGUUUUUGGAGGAAAAUCAUUGAUUUUAACUGGUGAUCCAGGUCAAUUGCCACGAGCAACAGAUAAACCUCUUUACCAUGCUAGACCAUCAAAUGCUGUUGGUGAACAAG
Paramuricea clavata is the source of this 829-nucleotide messenger RNA. The record is from the annotation of a GenBank genome assembly. NCBI's taxonomy places the organism in Eukaryota, Metazoa, Cnidaria, Anthozoa, Malacalcyonacea, Plexauridae.